Messenger RNA from Talpa occidentalis (Iberian mole), 2890 nucleotides. It is a transcript of the gene PDE10A, whose product is annotated as phosphodiesterase 10A. Lineage: Eukaryota; Metazoa; Chordata; Mammalia; Eulipotyphla; Talpidae. The coding region runs from base 230 to 2728 and encodes 832 amino acids. The transcript is spliced from 23 exons. The record is from RefSeq and is a predicted model, not a curated record. Gene Ontology annotation, biological process: signal transduction; negative regulation of receptor guanylyl cyclase signaling pathway. Gene Ontology annotation, molecular function: 3',5'-cGMP-stimulated cyclic-nucleotide phosphodiesterase activity; protein binding.
CCUUCCCUGGUGGACAGAGCUGGGCGGCAGGGCCCCCGAGUGGUAGCUGUGACCCAGGCGGACGGGAAGGAAUCUGAGGACCUGCCAGUCCGUGUCCCAGGCCUGGCCGCCUGCCUGAUGCCAGCCCCAGCUGCCCUGCUGCCCAGGGGCCGGGAGGCUGCGUCCAGGCUGCGUGCUGCGGGCCAGACCAGCACUCCUGCCCCUGCCCGUGGGCCCUGGCGGCUGCGGGAUGCCUGGCAUGGCGAGGCUCUAUGGCCAGGAGGAGCCACAAGGGGAGGACAAGACAGAACCGGCAGAGCAGCCGGGAGGAGGCGGGCGCAGAGCAGGACACGGGACAGGGAGUUGGGCGAGGCAGGUGGCCCCUGCCCGGCGGCCCGAGGAAGGCUUCUGGGAGCACCGGCCUCCGCUGCGCUUUGCUGGGCUGUUUGCUUUGGUCGUGGACUGCUGCACACAGGUCUUAGACGAAUUUGUAUCUGAGAGUGUUAGUGCAGAGACUGUAGAGAAAUGGCUGAAGAGGAAAAACCACAAAGCAGAAGACGAGGCGGCUCCUAAGGAAGUCAGCAGGUACCAAGACACGAACAUGCAAGGCGUCGUGUACGAGCUGAACAGCUACAUCGAGCAGCGGCUGGACACGGGCGGGGACAACCAGCUGCUCCUGUACGAGCUGAGCGGCAUCAUCAAAAUAGCCACAAAAGCUGAUGGAUUUGCACUGUAUUUCCUUGGAGAGUGCAAUAAUAGCCUGUGCGUGUUCACCCCGCCCGGCGUCAAGGAGGGGCAGCCGCGGCUCGUGCCCGCGGGCCCCAUCGCACAGGGCACCACCGUGUCCGCCUACGUGGCCAAGUCCAGGAAGACACUGCUGGUGGACGACAUCCUCGGGGACGAACGGUUCCCCAGAGGCACCGGGCUGGAGUCCGGGACGCGCAUCCAGUCUGUGCUCUGCCUGCCCAUCGUCACGGCCAUCGGGGACCUGAUCGGCAUCCUGGAGCUGUACCGGCACUGGGGCAAGGAGGCCUUCUGCCUCAGCCACCAGGAGGUUGCGACGGCGAAUCUGGCCUGGGCCUCGGUGGCGAUCCACCAGGUGCAGGUGUGCAGAGGCCUUGCCAAGCAGACGGAACUGAAUGACUUUCUACUUGACGUCUCAAAAACGUAUUUUGAUAACAUAGUCGCAAUAGAUUCUCUACUUGAACACAUAAUGAUAUAUGCAAAAAACCUGGUGAACGCCGACCGCUGUGCCCUCUUCCAGGUCGACCACAAGAACAGGGAGCUCUACUCAGACCUCUUCGACAUCGGGGAGGAGAAGGAAGGCAAGCCCAUCUUCAAGAAGACCAAGGAGAUCAGGUUUUCCAUUGAGAAGGGAAUCGCCGGGCAGGUGGCGAGGACGGGGGAGGUGCUGAACAUCCCGGACGCCUACGCAGACCCCCGCUUCAACAGAGAGGUGGACCUGUACACGGGCUACACCACCAGAAACAUCCUGUGCAUGCCCAUCGUGAGCCGCGGCAGCGUCAUCGGCGUGGUGCAGAUGGUCAACAAGCUGAGCGGCAGCGCCUUCUCCAAGACGGACGAGAACAACUUCAAGAUGUUUGCCGUGUUCUGCGCCCUGGCCCUGCACUGCGCCAACAUGUACCACAGGAUCCGCCACUCGGAGUGCAUCUACCGGGUGACCAUGGAGAAGCUGUCCUACCACAGCAUCUGCACCUCCGAGGAGUGGCAGGGCCUCAUGCACUUCAGCCUGCCCGUGCGCCUCUGCAAGGAGAUCGAGCUGUUCCACUUCGACAUCGGCCCCUUUGAGAACAUGUGGCCCGGGAUCUUUGUCUACAUGAUCCACCGGUCGUGCGGCACGUCCUGCUUCGAGCUGGAGAAGCUGUGCCGGUUCAUCAUGUCAGUGAAGAAGAACUACCGGCGGGUCCCGUACCACAACUGGAAGCACGCGGUGACGGUGGCCCACUGCAUGUACGCCAUCCUGCAGAACAACCACGGGCUCUUCACCGACCUGGAGCGCAAGGGCCUGCUGAUCGCCUGCCUGUGCCACGACCUGGACCACCGCGGCUUCAGCAACAGCUACCUGCAGAAGUUCGACCACCCGCUGGCCGCGCUGUACUCCACCUCCACCAUGGAGCAGCACCACUUCUCCCAGACGGUGUCCAUCCUCCAGCUGGAAGGACACAACAUCUUCUCCACCCUGAGCUCCAGCGAGUACGAACAGGUGCUUGAGAUCAUCCGAAAAGCCAUCAUCGCCACGGACCUGGCGCUGUACUUCGGGAACAGGAAGCAGCUGGAGGAGAUGUACCAGGCCGGGUCGCUGAACCUCAACAACCAGUCACACAGAGACCGGGUCAUCGGCUUGAUGAUGACUGCCUGUGACCUCUGCUCUGUGACGAAGCUGUGGCCGGUCACCAAGCUGACGGCAAAUGACAUCUACGCGGAGUUCUGGGCUGAGGGCGACGAGAUGAAGAAGCUGGGGAUCCAGCCUAUUCCCAUGAUGGACCGAGACAAGCGGGAUGAAGUCCCCCAAGGCCAGCUGGGCUUCUACAACGCCGUGGCCAUCCCCUGCUACACCACGCUCACGCAGAUCUUCCCUCCGACGGAGCCCCUGCUGAAGGCCUGCAGGAACAACCUGAGCCAGUGGGAGAAGGUCAUCCGCGGGGAGGAGAGCGCGCUGUGGAUCUCGGCCGCGCCGGCCACCCCCUCCUCCUCCUCCGAGAAGCUGCCGGUGAAGAUCGAGGACUGAGCGCGACGCUGGUGCCGGCGCCGGCCCAGGACGCUCGUCCGCUCCUCUGCCCGCCCUUCUCUUUCCGUGGGGAAACCUACACCUGGCACCUGGGUGCGAGCCUCGCCAAGAAAGAAGCACCAGUGACUCCCGCAGCGACCCGCCCCGCCUCCGGCCCCGCCG